Molecule: messenger RNA, 2287 nt
Organism: Theobroma cacao (cacao)
Lineage: Eukaryota; Viridiplantae; Streptophyta; Magnoliopsida; Malvales; Malvaceae
Source: RefSeq, a predicted model, not a curated record
AGUUCUGUCUUGUGCUUUGGAAAAAUGUCUGUAAAUGGAGCUUUUAGCAUAAAAGUUAGCGCCUAGGCCGGCAUCCGCACUUUCUGAAAUUGGAAGCCAUCUCUUCUUUCAUCGCAAUGAAUGUUGAACCAGAAAAUGUCAAAGUUCCAGAAUCCUACUUGCUGUGCAUUAAGCUUCCAAUUCCACUGCGUACUUGUCGCACUCUUUAACAGAAGGUUAAAGAAGUCAUCAUAGACAAUUUUCUACAAUGCCGAGUGCUCUCUAAUUAUCCAUUUCUUAGUUGCGUUCUUCCUAACAUUGUGAUUGGUGAACUCUCAUCUCCCCAAAUCGACUUGUUGCCCAGACUUCUGUUGAUAUUCUUGAUAUACUAGAAGUGACCUGCAAUUUCACAAUGUAUAUGUGCAACUGGCACUGGAACAAGCACUCAAAACCAGUUCCUGUUUUCUGCAUCUUCGUCUUGAUCACCAGUGCCCAAGUUACAGUUUCCCAGCCUUCCACAACAAAGUGCAGCCUUGAGUUUGAGUCUACAGCAUCCCCAAGUUCAAGCUGUGAAGGGGGUGAUUGGGGUGGAUUUCUUAACAAAAACUGUUGCGGAGCAGCAUUCCCUGGCUACCUCGAUGCAUUGGGGAAGAGGGCAAAUAUAACAGGGCUGAUAUUCCUAAGUUAUAGUGAGCAGACAAGUUGUUUGGCUUCAAUGAAGAGAUUUGAAGGAAAUGUUUUUAUUUGUGGGAUUGAGAAGCUAACAAGAGGUGCAGGUGGAUGUUCUGAUUACUCUGUAGCUGAUGUUGCUAACAAACUGGGAGAUGAAUUGAGAAGUUUUAGCGAAAAGUGCAAAUUUUUUAGCUCUGGUGGGUUUGAUGAAUCUUGUGAUUCUUGUGUUAGAAGCUGGAAAGACAUAGGAGGGACACAGUCCAAAUCGACGGAUGCAGAGUCCAUAAUCUGUAGGUUUGCAGUACUGGUUUCAUUAACAAGUAGCAAGAUUGGAGAUGAGAAUAUUGAAAGAAUUUAUGAAUGCCUUUCACGGAAAACUAGUUCUUAUGCAGAGAAUAUUGAAGAAUCAACACCAGAAGAUAAAAAGAAGACAAAAGUUAAAACAGGUAUUUGGGUUCUGAUCGGAAGCCUUGUCGCGUUUCUUGUGAUAAUAGUUAUUAUAAUGUACUUCUUCUCCAAAAGAGGUCGUCCAUCAAAAUUAUCAUCCAAAAAACAUUCAUCUAAGGAUGUUUUGUUGAAGAAGUCAGGUUGUCCCAAAUUUCGGAUCAAGGAGGUGUAUUCUGCUACAAACAGUCUAGAUGAAUCAAAUUUCAUUGGUGAAGGAACUGCUGGAAAGGUGUAUAAAGGCAUAUUGUCAAAUCAACAGCCUGUUGCAGUAAAACACAUCAUAAAUGAUGGAAAUGUUGAGACUUUUGUGAGGGAAGUUACUAGCGUAUCUCACAUCAAACAUCCAAACCUCGUGACUUUGCUUGGUUACUGCUUAAGUGGAGAAGAGUGCUUCCUCAUAUAUGAGCUAUGCCCCAAUGGAAAUCUAGCAGAGUGGCUUUUUGGCAAGGAUAAGGUACUUUCCUGGAUCCAAAGGCUUGAGAUUGCAAUUGGUAGUGCUCGAGGUCUUUGGUUUCUCCACACAUAUUCAGAAGGCUGCAUUGUUCAUCGUGAUAUCAAGCCAACAAACAUUCUCCUGGGACCAAACUUUGAAGCCAAGCUCUCAGACUUUGGGUUAUCAAAGCUCAUUGAUCUGGGUGAAACCAAUGUGAGCUCAGAAGUCAGAGGAACUUUCGGUUAUGUUGAUCCUGAGUACCAAAAUAACCGCCAAGUGAAUUCAUCAGGUGAUGUCUACAGCUAUGGGAUUGUACUGCUACAAAUCCUCUCCGGGAAGAAGGUUUUCAACUUGAAUCUGAAAAAACCAAUGGCAUUAAAUAAAAUGGCUAGAGUUCUGAGUAGAGGUGGCGGUGUAAAAGAAUUUGCAGAUUCUAAACUUGAAGGUGAGUACUCAGUAGAAGCUUUUGACCUCACAUUUCAGCUGGCUCUCUCAUGCACAUCAGUUAAGCAACAGCGACCAUCUAUGGAGCAAGUUGUUGCGAAUUUAGAGAAGGCCCUAGACAUAUCAACAAGGGAGAGAGCCUCUACUCCAGAAGCUACACCAGAUAGACGUUCUACUACAUAGAAGAAAAGUUUUGAACUAUUUUGUGGUUGUAAAGAGGAACUUCCGAUACAGAGGAUUUUUUUUAAGGUAUGUAUAGUAAAGGUGCAUUCUAGUAUCUAAUAAUACAAGUUCAUGUCAGAUUAUAAACCA